CACUAAAACAUUUUUAAAAAUGUUGUCAAAAUUAAAUAAAAAUAAUUUGAUUCAAAAGUGUUACAAUAAGUUUACAUGAUUGAGAAUAGCAAUUUAUAAAAUGGUCAAAAGAUCCAUCCCAUUGGGAAACAGGGGUGGAGGGUGGUUAACUUUUUAAAACAUUCAAAUACAAAUAAAGUUAUACAAAAGUUACUGAAUUUAAAUGCCAAAAUGUUUAUUCUUCCCAUGCUGAAUUUUUUCCCAGGGAGUUCUGGAACAGAGUUGGUUGAUAUUGCAGGGGUAGAGGGGGGGUCUGUAUCCUUACCUUGCCCCUGUUUCCCCCCUACACCUUCAACCUUGGUGUCCCUAGUCAUGUGGUUUCAUAACUCAGCUCAAGAUCCAUUUUUCAGUAUUCAGAGAGAGUUGCAUUGAACUUAAUCCUUCAGGAAAAUACUUUUAUACUUCACCUUUUCAAUCUCAGUCUAAAUGAUCAAGGAGCGUUUAGGUGCAGAGUUGAUUUUGAUACAGCUCCAACUCAAAAUGUUCACAUUAAUCUUUCAAUUAUUGUUCCUCCCUCUACUCCUGUUUUACUUGACGGAUGGGGAGCCAUCAUUGGUUCUACCUUUGGACCAUUUAAAGAGGGGGAUACGGCUUCUCUUUCCUGUGAAGUCAGAGGAGGUAAGGUAGUAAACAAAGAGCAAGCGAUGCUCUUAUUGGUUUAAAGGGUAUAUGAAUUCCGAUCGGACAUACAA
This is a messenger RNA of Eurytemora carolleeae, 731 nucleotides long. RefSeq names its product nectin-2. The record is from RefSeq and is a predicted model, not a curated record. NCBI's taxonomy places the organism in Eukaryota, Metazoa, Arthropoda, Copepoda, Calanoida, Temoridae.